AUGGAGGACAACCAAUCGAAUGAAUCAAACGAUAUUCAGCUUGAACCGACAACAAUGAAUACAAGUGUGGUCGACAUGAAGGAGCAAAAUCAGCAUGAAGUAACAGGUGAUAACGGAGUAAAGUUAGUCAAUAUACCACCAUUUCUGAAUGAAGAUCCUGAAUUGUGGUUUGCACAAAUUGAAGGCUAUUUUCAUAUCAACGGCGUUACGUCCGAUUUGUCUAGAUUUUUUACUGUAACUACUUCAUUAGAUGUCGAAACUCUUCGUAGAGUAUCGGAUUUAGUAAAAAAACCACCAGAGGACGACAAGUACGAGACACUAAAAAGGGAAAUAAUACAACAAUUACACAGCUUAAAACGACAUCAACUAAUUUUACUUUUAAUUGGUAUGGACGGAUCCAACAAACGUCCUUCGGAAUUGCUUCAGAUGAUGAAAGUUCUUACAGCAUCUCACAUGCUUGACUUCGAAUUACAAUAUUAUUGGCUUCGAAAAUUACCUAAAAAUAUUCAGCGUAUUCUAAAAACAUGCAAUAUGGAUGACGUAAAUAAAUUAGCCAAACUGGCAGAUAGUAUAAUAGACAAUAUACCCAAAUUGCAGAAUGUUGACUCUAAAACUACAAAUUCACAAAAUGACAGUUCAGAGGAAUCGGGGCUGAAUGCACGUAUUACAGCAUUGGAAGAAUCAGGGCUGGAUGCACGUAUUACAGCAUUGGAGGAAUCAGGGCUGGAUGCACGUAUGACAGCAUUGGAGGAAUCAUUACAGCAAGUAGAAACUAGAUUAACUGGAUUGAAUAUCGAGAUCUAUAAUAGAUCAAGCUCACGUCAGCGAAAGAGGCAACGCAGUUCCAGUAAAGAACAGGUUGUAAGCCAGCCUGUCAUUCAGAAUUUUUGCUACUACCAUCUCAAAUUUGGCGCACUCGCUAAUAAUUGUAUUCAGCCGUGCAAUUUUGCUGAAAGUCAACAAUGA
This is a messenger RNA of Teleopsis dalmanni, 966 nucleotides long. RefSeq lists its product as uncharacterized. Bases 1 to 966 code for a protein of 321 amino acids. Lineage: Eukaryota; Metazoa; Arthropoda; Insecta; Diptera; Diopsidae. The transcript has a single exon. The record is from RefSeq and is a predicted model, not a curated record.